AUGGCGACAAGUCAAUCGAAGAAGAGUAAAACUGAGAACAAUUCUGCUGAAAUCUUGAAAGAGAUGAACAUCGAUGAUGUUCCUGUGGAACUAGCGAUGGAUAUAUUUAUAAGACUGCCUUUGAAAUCCGUAGCUAGGUGUCUCCUACUCUCUAAGUUUUGGACCGGAGUGAUACGGAGUCGAGAUUUCAUCACGUCGUUCCAGGUUAGGUACUCUUCCAUGAUGCAGCCUCGUCUACUGGUCGCGUUUAUUGACUUCGAUAGAAAACGGAACUGCGAAGUUUGGCACUUCUUCUCGCUGUCUACAUCAUCAUCAACGUCUUAUCUAUCACGUGUUACAUGUCCGUUUCCAGAGUCUGCCUACCAUUCUCAUUAUGUCAAUGGUUUGAUAAACCUAGGAUAUGGUCUACAUAAAUGCAUAGUUAACCCUAGCACCGGUACAUCCAUAGCUAUACCUAGAGUCGAAACCAGCAGUACGGUCGCACAUAGUUUUUUCGGGUACGAUCCGGUUAAUGAUGAGUACAAACUAUUGGUGUUGUGCAUGAAGGAAAAAUUGCAACAUCGUCCUGGCCCUCCUGGUGAUCGAACUCGAGUAUUACAACUAUCAUCUGAACAUCAAGUAGUCACAUUGGGAGAUAAAAACAAACCAUGGAGAAUGAUUGAUUAUAGAACUCCUCAUGGUCCUGUGCUUAACAGUGUGUGCAUAGAUGGAGUUCUGUUUUAUCUUGCUUAUACGGGCGAUGAUUUGUUGCAGUUGAGCUUAAUGAGAUUCGAUUUGGGGUCGGAAAAGUUGGAUCUUUUUACUAGUGUAUCCGCGGAUUUUCCAACUGCGUUUCUAUAUCUUUCAACUUUGAUUAGCUACAAGGGGAAAGUAGCUUUAGCCACUACCACAGGGACGGAUUUGAAAGUGUGGGUUUUGGAUCAGCAAGCCGAGAAUCUAGGAUGGUUGAAGGAAAGUUUUAGUAUCAAAAUUCGGAAGAAGUGGAAACAAUAUGAUCUGAGAGUUAUCAGAGGCACAACUCAUAGAGGUGAGUUAAUUUUGGCACCACGGUUCUAUUAUAAUGAGUUUUAUGUUUUCCUUUACAAUCCAGACACGAAUAGUCUUAGAGGAAUCAAGGUUAAAUUACACGGAGACUACAAGUUCAAGCAUCGGGAGACAAAAGCAGUGGUUUUUUCGGAUUAUGUAGAGAGUGUUAGGUUGUUGUAA
Molecule: messenger RNA, 1206 nt
Organism: Camelina sativa (false flax)
Lineage: Eukaryota; Viridiplantae; Streptophyta; Magnoliopsida; Brassicales; Brassicaceae
Product: F-box protein At4g11590-like
Molecular function (GO): protein binding
Source: RefSeq, a predicted model, not a curated record